Apis cerana (Asiatic honeybee) is the source of this 6965-nucleotide messenger RNA. RefSeq names its product centrosomal protein 164 (gene Cep164). The record is from RefSeq and is a predicted model, not a curated record. Gene Ontology annotation, molecular function: protein binding. Lineage: Eukaryota; Metazoa; Arthropoda; Insecta; Hymenoptera; Apidae.
AGGUCAGGCUACCGAGGGCGCUGCACGCUUCGUGCUCGCUCCUCCUUCCACCGCCUACGUUCAAGUCGGAUUGAACAUUGACUGUCGUCGGACAGGCCUCGUCGGCGGAGCGAAAGUUUCGCGUGCACGCGUCUCGUCGUUGCGAGUAAAAUGACGUUUAUCGGUCCACGCGGCUAUUCCGUUGAUCGUCCGUGGCCCAGGCACGUCCACGUUUGACGUGUUAUGUGAACCUCCUGCACCUGGAAAUCGGCUGUUCGUGCUAGCAUGAGUAUUUCUCAGGAAAGCGCAGCCACGAUCGUGUGCAAGGAGAUCUUCGACGGAGUCUCGCAUCCGUCAGACGAAGAGGUACUCGAAUAUGCGAGGCGCUUGGGAAUCGACCCGGAUACAGAACCACACCUCCUGAGUUUGGCUCGGGAGGGCCUGAUGGCGGCCCUCCCCAAGGGCUGGCUACCAUGCUUCCACGAAACGAGCGGUGCUUGGUACUAUUAUCAAGCUUCCACCGGAACCACCACAUGGCAACAUCCCCUGGACGCCGUGUACAAGGAGAUGGUCGAGCAGGCCAGAGCUGCGAGCAACGCCAAGCCUGUUAACGCCAGGCAGAUCAGCGUCGAAGAGGACUCGAAGACAACGGCCAAGGAGCUCGAGUCCAACGAAGAAGCAACUCUGCCCAAGGAAACGUCUUCGUCCGCCAAGGAAUCCGGCAAGCAAUCCGCCAAGAACAAUCCGCCACCUACCAGAAUUCCCACGAAGCUGGCGCCGUUGAAAAAAUUGGACAAGAUCGACGGUGCGAGGAAGAAGGAUGGCGGGAGCCAGGAGAAACAACAAUCGAAACGGGAGGACAAUCCGUUGGCGACUAACAGGGCAGGCAGGGAUUACACGAAUCUCAAAUUCCAAGAUCCGAGAUUCUACGAGUGUCCCAAGCUCCUGGAGACGAUCGCAUCGACCACGACCACCAACACAACCACGUCCAGCAGCCCAAAGCAGGAGAUAGACCUGAAAGAGGUGCUCAAGAGAUCGGAAUCCCUGAGCCCGAGGCACGAGAAAGAUUGGGAGCAAUUGUCGAGCAGGUUUAGCUCCGAGGAGAAUAUCAUAGACAUCGAUAAACUUAGCAUCAACACGUUGGCCAGGUCGGAGAAGUCCGACAAGUUCGACAAGGAGAAGCAUCCGAGCCAAUUCGGCCAACAGAAGGAAUUGACUCUGAGCGGUGGGGGGACUAUGUUCCUGAAGAGCAACAGGAGCAGAGAGACCACGCCUAUCCACGAGACCGGUAAACUCGACGAGUUCCGUGCCUUGUCGAUCCCGGACGAGACCAACAAAGACAGCGGGGACAAGUUGAAGUCGAUUCUAAGGGAGAAACAAUCCGAAGACGACGACAGACCGGUGGACGAGGAAAGGAAAAGCGUACGUUUCGACAUAGAGAAGGAAGUGGAUAUCAAGUACACUUACUCCAGGUCUGAAUACGAGUCGGAAUCCGAAUCUGACGAGCAAGAGGUGCUGGCCAUGCUCUCGAAUCGAGACACCGAGUGGAGUCCCUCGACGCAGAAAAGCAGCCAAAGAUUCAUGGAAGAGAGCAAGGAAGAUCCCGAGGACAAGAUCGAUGGAUGCGUCAGGAGGAGUUUAUCGUCGGAGAAGAUCGAGGCGUCGAAGACGCAAAAUGGGAAGAUCGUGGGCAAGAGGUUCGUCGUCAGAAACGUGCCCGAGAACGAACUAGUUCGUAAAAAGUUGGCUCCUCAGAACGCUUCUGAGAAGGAACACCGUAUGCAAAUGACCAGAGACAGUUUGUCCGGAGAGAGUUUGUCGAGGGAAAGCAGUUUGGACUACACGUUCACCAAUAAAUUCAACAAAAUCAAAAACAUCGAUCUGGUUUCGAAGAGCGAGACCGAUUACAGCGACUCUGAACUACGGCGGAAGAAUAAAUUGAAAGUGGAGUUGCCCCGCAACGAGCAGACCGACGACGACGAGGAGACUUCAGAUUUUUCUAAGAUUAACCAAGAGACUCACGAUAUCUCGCGAAAGGAAGCCAACGAAGCGACGAGACAAGAUCAGAGCAAGAAGUUGGAGGAAACGAAAGCGAAAUUGAGUCAAGAGCACGAGAAGGACAUCGAGGCGUUGAGGAAAGAGUACAAGGACAAGUUGGAACAAAUGAAGAAAGAAUUGGAGGAGAAUUUUGCGGAGCAGAAGAAGCAAAUAGAGAAGAAUCUGAGCGACAAGCUGGAGGAUAUGAGGCGAAAGAUGGUCGAGAAGGAGGAACGAGAAAUUCAAAAAUUAAUCGCCGAAAUGGACGAGGCCAAGUUGGAGAAUCUGAGAAAGGUAAAGGCCGAAUUGGAGGUUUGCUACGAGAAGGAGAGGCAGGAGAUCUUGGCGAAUUUGAAGACUGAACUCGACGAGAGGAAGGGAGAAUUGUUGGAGCUGCGGAACCAGGAGAUGGGAAAAUUGGAGAACGAACACGAACGCGACUUGGACGAGGAGAAACUCGCGAAACUUAGCGAGAUUAAAUUGAGCAAGCAACACCAGGCGAGGAUCAAAACAAUGAAGAAGGAAUUGGAUAAAGAGUUUGACGAGUUGCGCAAACAAUUACGGGCACAGCAGAGGGAAAAUAUCACGAAAAUUACGGAGGAACACGAGAGUCGUCUUGUCGAAAUCCUACGCGAUUUUAGAGUCAAUGAGGAUCGCACGCGGAAGAUGUACAAGCAGUGUUUGGAAGAGAUUCGCGCGGAUUUCUCGCGCGACGCGGAGAAAGAGGCUAAGAAACAGACGGGUCGCGCUAUUCACCAAGAAAGCAUCGAGUUCGAGAAGAUGAGGUGCGAGAAGCGAUUGCUCCAAGACAAGUACAUGGCGUUGAAGGAGAAAUACAUGAAAUUGAAGAAGGAGGUACGUUCGGCUAUCGAGAGGAGGAGUAAGAGAAAGGAGGGAUACACGACCGCCUCGGAGACGGAGAGGUCGACGUCGACGAGGACGAGGACAGACAGGACCGAGUCGUCGGAUCAAAAUAUCCCAUUACGAAACACGCACUCGAGCUCGGCGACGACGAACACUAAACCGCCCGAGACUCAGACGACGACGAACGAGCAGUCGGAAGAAUUGCACGAUCCGAACGAACAGAACGUUCAGAAGGCGAACUCGGGGUUUCAGAAGAGCGCAGCUACGUCCAACGCGAAAAAUGUGAGAUUCCAUUCCGACGAAACGAGCAUCGCCAGCGAGACGAACGCGAACAUAACAACCGGCAAGAAGAACUUCGCCAAGAAACCGACAAUCCAAUCCAAACCGAGUUCAACCACUGGCAAUAAUAUUAACAACAAUAACAACAAUCUUGAAAAUCCAGUCGAAAAUAUAAGAAAACAGUUGGAGAAGCUCGAGGAUCUCGGUGAUCAAUUGCCAAGCAACGAAACGGCCUACACAUUGCGAUAUCCUUUCCAAGACAAAGCACCGGCGAACGCCUCUUCGGAGCUGGAGUUCUUCCGGCACCGAAUUCACGUCGAAAGGGAUUCAGUGAAGAGAGCACGGGAGGCGCUUCGACAUCAGGAGAACGUGUUCCAAGGGAGGCAGAGGGCUUGGAAGCAGCGUAGCGUCAAAGCGACCCUCGAACAAUUGCUUCAGGAAGAGCGCGAACUUUCCGACAUGGAGGUGAAUUUGCAUCGAACCAAGAGCCUUUUGGGCGAAAAGGUGAUCCAUCUGAGGCAUUUAGAGCAAUCUUUGGAGAGGGUGGUUAACGCGAAGACAAACGAGAACGACGCGAACGCGACGAAAAACGAGGAAUUGACGUUGAGCGAUAUGUCGAGCGUGAGCAGCGGUAUCAGUUCAACCGAUCUAGGAACUGACACGUUCGUAGUUCAUUUCUUCGAGACUUCGAAAUCCCGCCUUUCGUUGAUUUAUUUCCACUCAAGAAUUUAUUUUCCAUCUCGUGGUCUUGAUCCUUCGUACUCAGACAAACCGGAUCACUACCAGGAGUCGACGGAAAUCAUCGCAAGUCUGGAAAACCUAAACUCGGAAAUACGUGAGAUAUGGGGCGUGCUGAAUAAACGUCAGGACACGAACAUACCACCGCCCCCAACUUUGAUGUAUUCGUAUUUGCGAUGGCUGCGUUUCCAUCAUCUUGCCGCCGAAUCGAAUAAUAUACAAGGAACAUUCGGUACUCCAAACAUUCAGUCGAACAUCCUAUCUCAGUUGACGGUGACUCAACCACCGACACCCACCACGCAAAACAUUAUCGCCCAGUACGGUCCUAACAGCGGUUUCACCACCAGCGUGUGUACAGUUGAGAAGCAUUCCUCGAAUCUGAUGGAGAGAACGUGGAAUCUAAGGGAUUGGCUGAGACAAGCUUGCGUCGAGGGCACGGAUCAGUCCAGGUCGAACGACUCUAUAAAAAGCAGCCCGCAAUCCAUCGAAAAAUUUGGUUCCAAACGACAAUCGUUAGGAGAUUCCAGUACCCGUUUCGUCGACGUAGACUCCAUGUAUCUACACGUGUUUCUAAACCAAUUCAAGAAGACGUGUUUUCGUUAGUUGCAUUUAAUUAUAUUUACUCCAUCCCGAUCUCUCGAUACGAUCGAUCAUCGAUCAUCGAUCGAUCGAUCGAUCGAGAACGGAAUAGUCGUUUGGAAGUGAGAGUUUCGAUCGAGAGAUUCGCGAUACCUAGCUUGUAUGCCGAAUGUGCGACGUGCUCAGUUUAAGAACCUCCCCUUAGCUUGUUCCUAUCGAGCUCAAAUUCGUUUUAUCGCCGAAUCUGCGACAAACGCAAUUGGGCGCAGAUUUAGUCGUGAUGCGUCAACAUGGAAGGUCAUGGUCUUGGAGCCCCGAUCGAAACGGACGCGAGCUUCGAGAUCACGAGCAACUUUCGCAAUUUUCAAAAACGCUCGUCGGCGUUUCUUACGAUUUUAUCCAAAUUGGGUGGCAGCCAACUGGACAAUUAUUAUUUCGUGCCAGGAAUUUUGACCCGCUGCUCUUUUAACGAUAAUUGCAACGUUAUAGCGGAUGAUCAUGUAUAAAAAUACGGAACACUUUCAUAAUGGGAAUACGAACGGAUCUCAUCGUGCAAAUUACUCGCGAAUCGUUGAGGAAACGAAUCGAACGUGUGUGUGUGUGUAUGAGAGAGAGAGAGAGAGAGAGAGAGAGAGAGAGAGAGAGAGAGAGAGAGAGAGAGAAACAGGCCAAGUUCUCUAUUGUAAAUAAGAAUUUUUCUCGAUAGCCGUAUCGCUCGAUACAAAUCCAAUCUGGUUCCUUUCUCCCCGACAGCCUGUUGAACCUUUAUAUAUAUUUUCGAGAUCGAUUUUUCCGUGAAUGUAACAAUGUAUAAUAUGCGUACCACCUAUAUAUAUAUAUAUCAUAUACAUCUAUUUACUAGUAAAUAUACAUGUAACAUUUGGGAUUGUUUCACGCGAAUUAGAUUGGAAAUCGCGUUUGAGACGGAUGUGUGAUAAAAUCUUGGACGCGUGGAUCUUCGACGUACGAGAAGUGUACGAUUCAAAUUUUACUUUUUAUCACGAUCGUAAAAUGUGAUAUAUCUGAAAUCAAAAAUUGUGAACGGAAAGACUUAGCUUUUGUAUCGAGUUAAUUGUAACGUUGUACACGUUGGUUGUAAGUCGCGUAUGAUAGCGUAACGGCAACAAACAAGGCAAUUCAUAGACAACUCGAGCUAGCUUUUCUUUCUCGGCCACUUCUUCGAAUGCCUCGAAUUUGUACGCGCGCGCCUCUCCGUGUUGCGUUUAACGCGGUGUGUGUCUCUCGAAUGCCAAACUUUCGUAAUUAUCGAGAUACUUUCUAGAAAUCGAAUCACCGACACAGGUAUAUCUCUACCGUAAAGGAAAAGUAGGAAAUGUUUCUGAAUCGAUCGAUCGAUCGAUCAGAAAUGGCUAAUUAAUUACCCCAUCGAUAUUUAUUAUUAUUCAUUUUAGAGAAACGUUUCAAUCGACGUUUGACAUUCCGGAUAUCGUAUAACUCGCAAUAAUUCUGAUCUCAUUAGAUGUAUAGCGUAGAGAGCGUUUAAUAUAAUCUCCACGUUGAGGAACGUGACAGAGUGAACCGUAAAGUCUGACGUGUCUCCGCAACGUAGAAUAUUGUCCCGGUAAUUUCGCGCGAAAUCUUGUUUCAACUCUUACUCGAGAAUGGUUCCUUCUUUCCUAUUAUACGAUCUCUUUGUACAUCAUCGACAUUUUCAUUCGUUCAACUUAGCGAUCAAUCCUAUGAUAUUAAUCGACGUUCGUAUAUCCGUGAGAACACGGAUCGAAACACGGACUAUAUAUAUAUAUAUACGUAUAGUUGAUUUUAUAUCCAUUAAAGUUAAUGAUGAUCGAUAGAAGAUUCGAGUCGAUAUUCGAAAUUGUAGGAGUCAUUUUAAAAUCGUUCGACUUACUCGAAGGUUUCGAAGCGUAGAGAUUUUUCAUUAGCACCGUCCUUAAAAAAUCGUAUAAAUAAACCUUCCUCUUCCUCCAUAUGGAAAAUAUGUAUCGACGUUUAUUGCUUCGGAUGUUGGUGAAUCGUUAACAAGUUACGUCCAAUGAUUCUGCGAUUGUUUUUGGUGCUUCGUUCACAGUGCAAUUGUUUAAACUUUGCAAUCGUGGAAAUAAUUCGUUUUAUAACUCGAUCGCGCAGUUUUGUUACUGGAUAUUAUUAUAUUUUUCGCACAAUGCGUUUUAUAAAGGUGUCGAUCAUUUUUUUUUUUUUUCCUUAUUGAAAUCCUCGCUAAAUAUCAACGAGGCAACGCGUUUAAAUCGUAUUAAAAAUGCGAUUACAUUUCAAAGGAAACGCUUCUAUUUCACAAAUGAUAUUAUCGAAAGCAUUUCCUUGUGCAACGUACAAGAGACAAACGUUGUUUGUAAAAAUCGAAAGAUUUGAAGCAAUAGUAAUUUUAUUUGAUGUAAUGGAGCGCGAGCGCGGCCGUCCUGGAGAUGGCUGGAGAUACGAAAAAGGGUAUAUUGCCAAAUUUAAUUCACGAGGAGUUUAUUUAAAAUAAAUGGUGCAUAUUCCAGAAA